CCCGAAUGCUCAUCAAUCCACUCCACAACAUCAUCUUCUACCAAUUUCCGCUCAACGAUCGACUCUUUUGUGAAUCGCGCUUCAUCGGCAAUUCGCGAACAAAAAGGUCGUUUGAAACGCGGAACUUCUCGUUUUCUAGAAUCUAUUAAAAAAUCGACGACCUCAUUUGCUGCGAGCAGCGAUUCAUCAUCAACCACGUCGUCAUAUUCUUCAUCUUCUUAG
Caenorhabditis briggsae is the source of this 222-nucleotide messenger RNA. The record is from RefSeq and is a predicted model, not a curated record. The annotation marks the transcript as partial. The transcript has a single exon. Lineage: Eukaryota; Metazoa; Nematoda; Chromadorea; Rhabditida; Rhabditidae.